Mytilus californianus (California mussel) is the source of this 3040-nucleotide messenger RNA. RefSeq names its product ganglioside-induced differentiation-associated protein 1-like. Gene Ontology annotation, biological process: mitochondrial fusion; mitochondrial fission. The transcript is spliced from 5 exons. Gene Ontology annotation, cellular component: mitochondrial outer membrane. The coding region runs from base 37 to 1002 and encodes 321 amino acids. The record is from RefSeq and is a predicted model, not a curated record. Lineage: Eukaryota; Metazoa; Mollusca; Bivalvia; Mytilida; Mytilidae.
UUCCUGUGAAAAACUUUGUUGCUGAAGGUCUGCACAAUGACACAAAUUGGAGUGAAAAAGAAAUUUACCCUGUUUUACUUCCCCACAUCAUUUUCAUCUCAAAAGGUUCUUCUUGCAUUCUAUGAAAAAGAGGUUCCAUUCAAACCAAAGCUGGUGAGUCUGUUUUCUGGACAACACAAUGCUCCUUGGUAUGUAAAAUUAAAUCCAGAAGGUGUCCAUGUACCAGUUUUACAAGAUGAGGAUAACAUCAUUACAGAACCAGAAAAGAUAAUAAAGUAUAUUGAUACAGCCUAUCCAGCCGAAGGUCCACUGUUAGUUCCUGGUGGAGAAUCUGAAUUAGGAAAAAAAGUAGCAUCACUUCAGAGAAAAUUAGACAGCAUUCAAAUGGAUAUAAUUACGUAUGGUAUAAUAUAUCAUCCACAUUUGUCAGAAUCUGGUUGUCAGAUCCCUGGAGCUACACAGAGGAGUAUGAGAGAAAAUUUUGCAAAGAGAUUAAGAGUUUUAACCCAUUUAGCUGCUAAACACCCAGCUUUGCGAGAUGCCUACCUCACUAAAAGUCAGACAGCUGCACAGAAGUUUGAUAUAAUCACGGAUGCAGUUCAGGUUCAACAACAUUUAGAAGACCUUAUAGUAAUAAUGGGAGAAGUAGAAACACAACUGAAAACAAUAAAAGAAUCAAAUAAUACCUUUGAAGAUGACCUGUGGCUUUUUGGUCCCAUGUAUACAGCUGCAGACAUAAGCCUUACAGUUUUACUUAUCAGAUUUACAUUACUUGGGAUGGAUACACUUUACUUUCCUAGUAAAACAUGUCCUUACACUCACAAUUAUUUUAAGCAAGUUCAAAAACGAUCAUCUUAUGUUAAAUUACAGAAAGAAAUUUCUAAUCUACGUUUGACCUUGUUAUGGGAGAAUUUUAAAAUGGCAUCACCUUACAUUGGCAGUUUAGCCAGUGCAUGUGUUAUAGGUGGUGUUAUAUAUUGGCUGUAUAAUAAAUAUAAAUGAUUAUAGAUUUUAAUUAAGUGUUGUAACCAAAGAUCAAGGUCACCAAAUGUUGUCAUUAUUUAUUCAUUAUAAUGAGGCAAUUCUGUUCAAUAACAGGACACACACAGUCUGAGAGACAUAUUCAAUAGAAGUAAAAUUCAAUAUUUCUAUGUUUGUUUGGAAAGUUUCAUAUAUGGAUGAUCUGAUGUACAUUUAAAAGAUUUUCCAAAUAAAUAGCAAGAAACUCUUUAAUCAUGUAUAGAGAAAAAAAGAAAAUUCCACAAAACUUAUAAUUGAUAUAGCAUAUUUAGAGGUAAAUAGUACAGUUCAUCUUAGUGACAGGGAAGACAGAAGUAGGGUAAACAAGGGUCCUAGUGUAAAACUAAUUUUGGUCGAGAGAAGAGGUGAAGGCAUGGUGAAGUAGGAGUAAAGGAGGAGGGGAUUGGAGUAAGAGCAUGGUGAGUUAGAAUUAAAGGGGGAUGGGAUUGUAGUAAGAGCAUUGUGAAGUAGGAUUAAAGGGGGAGGGAAUUAGAGUAAGAGCAUGAUUUUAAGUAGGAGUAAGAAGGAAGUGGAUUGGAGUAAGGGCAUGGUGAAGUAUAAUUAAAGGGGAGGUGAUUGGAGUAAAUACAUGGUGAAGUAGGAGUAGGGUUUGGAGUAAGGGGAUGGUGAAAUAGGAGUUAAGGGGGAGGGGAUAGGAGUUAGGGCAUGGUGAAGUUGAUUAAAGGAGGGUAAUAGUGAAGUAGAGGUAGCAACUACCAUACAUCCCUGCUUGCGUCUCAAAUAUACUUGUAAGAUGAUUAAAGUAUAUUCUUGUAAAGGUAUUAGUUGCCCAAUUGACAUGAUUUAGAUUCCAUGUAAUUCAUAAAGGCUAAAUGUUAACAAUUAUUGCUGAUGAAUAUUUGAUGUGUUUAUAUUUGACAAAUUUUUCAACACCUUCAAAAUUAAAAUGUUAAUUGAUAGAUUUAAGUGUAAACUAGAUUUAUCAAAAUUAUUAUCAGACUCGUAUCUGAUGAUCCCAUCAACAUGUUUUUCUCUAUGAAUACUAGUAUGGAUUCAUUGUUAUUAAUGGGGUAACAGUUUUCAUGGAUUUCAUAGGUAAAAGUUAUCUAGGAAUUUGAGAGUUUAACCAAAUACAACUUUUCUAUAGGCUUUGUCCUGAAUUUUUUUAAAACACAAAAUCAAGUAACCAUGAAAUUACAAUUUUUUUAUAACCCAUGAAAAUUGAUACCCAAGAAAAUGAAUGAAUCCACAGUAUGUGGUAACAGUUACAAGAAUCUCCUUUCAAAGUGUCACUUGAUAACUUCUCACUUAUCAAGUAGCUGUGACUGAAAAAUGAAAAUUUGACAUAAAAUUCCUUAUUAAGUCCUGUGAAAGAUCAGGGACUACAGUCACAACACUUAACUCAGUACUGGGAGUAUAAGAUUUGUGCUAGAAACACCAAAUCCAGUAUUUAGAUUGGAUGAAUUCUGAGUCUGAGUAUGAAAAUCAUACUCCAAAUUUUUAUGAGCGCAAAGCCGGAUAUAUGUAGUUGCCAAUGACAUCUUUAAAGCUUUAAAAUUUUGAAAAUGAUACUGUUAUGAUCUUUUUUUCCCCUUUUGAAUCUUGCACAUAGAGAUUAAUUAACCUUGUCAUCUGGUAAAAGUUUAGACAUUUUUACCAAGAGUGAAAAAACAUGAAGCUUUCAUAGAAAAAAAAAAUGCCAAAUUCAGAGAUAUAUAAAAAAAAUUAUGUACUUUUUGUAUCUUGAUCUUUGGUGUAAAACUUUAGUCAGGUUGUGCAAAGUAUUUAUUCUAAUUUAUUCCUUAUUAUGUGUUGUAGUAUUACAUGCAGGUCAUGCCAUCCAUUGUAAGAUGAGUUAAUGAUUUGAGUUGAGCACUCCUUACAAAAAAAACUUUUGUUUUGAUUGAGAACAUGAGAAGGCAUGUAAUUUUUCUCAUGUGUGAUUAUUGAUUAUUAGCUUAGAUGAUGUCACUUUGUAUUGCAUUUGGCUUUAAGAGUCCAAAAAAUCCACUGCCAUCAUGAAAUUUUUUAGAUUUUUAGAAUAAAAAUUUUUUCUCAG